AUGAACGCAGCGGUUAGAGCAGUGGUCAGGAUGAGCAUUGCACAAGGAUGCGAGGCCUAUGCGAUCUAUGAGGGAUAUGAGGGAUUAGUACAGGGCGGGGGGCUUAUUAAGAGAAUGCAUUGGGAGGAUGUUCGUGGUUGGCUCUCCGAGGGCGGAACCUUGAUUGGAACAGCCAGAUGCAAGAAAUUUACGGAACGCGCAGGCAGAUUACAGGGUGCAAAGAAUUUGGUCUUGGCUGGAAUUGAUGCUCUUGUUGUUUGUGGUGGUGAUGGUUCUCUGACUGGAGCCGAUAUCUUCCGUAGCGAAUGGCCUGGAUUAUUGGCGGAAUUAAUCGAGCUGGGAGAGCUCGCUGAGGAGCAGUGCUCACCUUUCAAAACCCUCAACAUUGUUGGUUUAGUAGGGAGUAUUGAUAAUGACAUGUCUUCUACAGAUGCUACCAUUGGCGCUUAUAGUUCUCUUACGAGAAUUUGUCAAGCAGUGGAUUUCAUCGACGCUACAGCCUAUAGUCACUCUCGGGCCUUUGUUGUGGAAGUUAUGGGAAGGCAUUGUGGCUGGCUGGCAUUAAUGGCUGGAUUGAGCACCGGCGCCGAUUUUGUUUUCCUACCGGAAAAACCACCCCAAGACAAAUGGGAAGGGGAGAUGUGUCGAAUUAUUAAAACACAUCGUACGGCAGGAAAACGCAAGACCAUUGUCAUUGUGGCCGAAGGUGCUAUUGAUAGAGAGUUGAAGCCAAUUACAGCGACUUAUGUUCGAGAUAUCCUUGUAGACGAGUUGAGAUUGGAUACCAGAAUCACGACUCUUGGUCACGUUCAGCGUGGUGGAACUGCCUGUGCAUUCGACAGGAUUCUUGCUACGUUACAAGGCGGAGAGGCCGUUAGAGCUGUAUUAGAGUCUACUCCAGAUACCCUGAGUCCGAUGAUUGCAAUCAACGAAAACAAAAUUACCCGAAAGCCUCUAAUGGAUGCUGUUAGACUGACCAAAGCUGUGGCAGAAUGUAUAAAAAACAAAGAUUUCGCGGGGGCCAUGAACCUGAGAGACCCGGAAUUUGAAGAAUACCACCGGGCCUAUAUGGUUACGACAAAGCCAGAUGAGCUUUCAGAGAAAGCGCCUCAGGACAAGAGAAUGAGGAUUGCGAUCAUUCAUGUUGGAGCACCGGCAGGAGGGAUGAACGCAGCUACACGUGCGGCAGCUACUUUUUGUCUCAAUAGAGGCCAUCGCCCGUUCGCUAUACACAAUGGAUUCCCCGGCCUGGUUCGCCAUGACUCCGUUCGGGAGUUGAACUGGCUUACAGUCGAAGGCUGGGCCAUUCGUGGCGGCUCUGAGAUUGGAACUAACCGCUCUUUGCCAUCUGAAGACAUGGGCAUGGUUGCAUGGUACUUCCAGCGAUACAAAUUUGACGGUCUCCUCAUUAUUGGUGGCUUUGAAGCAUACCAUGCGCUCACUGAGCUCCAUAGUGCUAGGGAUAGUUAUCCCGCCUUCAGAAUUCCUAUGAUUUGUCUGCCAGCUACUAUUAGCAAUAAUGUCCCUGGAACAGAAUUUUCAAUUGGAAGCGAUACUUGCUUGAACGCACUUAUUGAGUACUGUGAUGCUAUCAAACAGAGUGCAAGUGCUAGCAGAAGGAGGGUAUUCGUCGUCGAAUGUCAAGGAGGAAAGUCUGGUUAUGUGGCUACUAUGGCUGGACUCUCAGUUGGUGCGCUGGCUGUAUACACACCCGAAGAAGGUAUAAAUCUCAAUAUGUUGAAGGAUGAUAUUGAUCACCUUCGAGAGAGUUUUGCGAACGAUAAAGGAAUGAAUAGGGCUGGCAAGUUAAUCUUGAGAAACGAGAAAGCGUCUAAGACCUAUACCACUGAAAUAAUUGCUUCAAUUAUCCGCGAGGAAGCAAAUGGUCGAUUUGAAUCCCGUACUGCUAUUCCUGGACACGUCCAGCAAGGUGGUACUCCAUCUCCUAUGGAUCGUGUCCGGGCGGUAAGAUUGGCCGUCAAGUGCAUUCAAUUUCUUGAGUCAAAUAAGAAGGCUCCCAAAGAGGUUUUCAAAGACCCAAGCACAAGUGCAGUCAUCGGUGUUAGGGGAGCAAGUGUCGUGUUUACUUCAAUUGAAGAUCUUCGCGGGGCUGAAACUGAUUGGGAUUCAAGAAGACCAAGAAAGGCAUUCUGGCUAGACUAUAGGGGCUUGGUAAACACCCUCGGCGGACGUGCUGGAACACCGACGGGUUAGAGAGCAGGGUUUUUAUGUCGUUCGCGCCUGUUCGUUUUUUAGUCUUAUUUUUAUAUUUCUUUUUUAUAUUUUUUAUGCUUUCUUUGUGGGUUCGGCGGGAAGCAGUUUGGUUUCGUCAGAGUGGGCAAUCUGGUCCGGAGGGGAAAAGGAGAUGUUAUUAUACUCGUGUAGAGAAUAUCUUUCUAGGCUUAGUACAUAGAUUUGUUGCGUGCAAUGGUAAAGUUUGAUAGUAGAAAGAGGUGUUGUUUUGUGGUGGUAGUAUUGUAUGUACUGUACUAGUUCUAGUAGUUUGUGCGGGGUGGGGGGCAUGGUGGAGUACAAGUUCCAAACGCAUUUAGGCUGGAGAAUUAUGGCAGUUUAUCCUAAUGGGUUAUAUAUUGGCUUUAGCUGAUUGCGGGUAGUGGGAUAGAACUUUAGUUUGCAAUGCCAUAACUGCUGUACUGUAUUAUGAUGCUAUUGAAUCUCUUUAUAGUAUAAUAUUAUAAUCCUAAA
Tuber melanosporum (Perigord truffle) is the source of this 2706-nucleotide messenger RNA. RefSeq lists its product as uncharacterized. The transcript has 5 exons. Lineage: Eukaryota; Fungi; Ascomycota; Pezizomycetes; Pezizales; Tuberaceae. Gene Ontology annotation, molecular function: 6-phosphofructokinase activity; monosaccharide binding; ATP binding. The coding region runs from base 1 to 2214 and encodes 737 amino acids. Gene Ontology annotation, cellular component: mitochondrion; cytoplasm; 6-phosphofructokinase complex. The record is from RefSeq and is a predicted model, not a curated record. Gene Ontology annotation, biological process: fructose 6-phosphate metabolic process; fructose 1,6-bisphosphate metabolic process; canonical glycolysis.